Sander lucioperca (pikeperch) is the source of this 1726-nucleotide messenger RNA. RefSeq names its product dyskeratosis congenita 1, dyskerin (gene dkc1). Bases 34 to 1551 code for a protein of 505 amino acids. NCBI's taxonomy places the organism in Eukaryota, Metazoa, Chordata, Actinopteri, Perciformes, Percidae. Gene Ontology annotation, cellular component: box H/ACA snoRNP complex. Gene Ontology annotation, biological process: snRNA pseudouridine synthesis; rRNA pseudouridine synthesis; mRNA pseudouridine synthesis. The transcript has 15 exons. Gene Ontology annotation, molecular function: RNA binding; pseudouridine synthase activity. The record is from RefSeq and is a predicted model, not a curated record.
GGAGCCGUCUCGCGCUCAGUCUUUCAGUUCAAGAUGGCGGACACAGAGGUGAAGAAGAAGAAGAAAGUGAAGAGAGUCGGUGAAGAUGAAGUCGGGGAGAUCCAGCAGAGCGGAGACUUCUUCAUCCAGCCGGAGUCUAAAGUGGCAACGCUGGACACGUCCCAAUGGCCGCUCCUCCUCAAGAACUUCGAUAAGCUGAACAUCCGGACGGCUCACUACACGCCGCUACCGCACGGCAGCAACCCGCUGAAGAGAACCAUCCUGGACUACGUCAAGACUGGCUUCAUCAACCUGGACAAGCCGGCCAACCCGUCGUCCCACGAGGUGGUGGCGUGGAUCCGGAGGAUUCUGCGGGUGGAGAAGACGGGGCACAGCGGCACGCUGGACCCCAAGGUCACCGGCUGCCUGAUCGUCUGCAUCGACCGAGCCACGCGAUUGGUCAAGUCCCAGCAGAGUGCCGGUAAGGAGUAUGUGGGGAUCGUUCGGCUGCACAACGCCAUAGAGAGCGAACACACGCUGGCCCGGGGGUUGGAGAUGCUGACCGGCGCUCUGUUCCAGCGGCCGCCACUGAUCGCCGCGGUUAAACGCCAGCUCAGAGUCCGAACGAUCUACGACAGCAAACUGAUCGAGUACGACCCCGAGAGGAGGCUGGGGAUCUUCUGGGUGAGCUGUGAAGCAGGAACGUACAUCCGGACGCUGUGCGUCCACCUGGGGCUGAUGCUCGGGGUCGGAGGUCAGAUGCAGGAGCUGAGACGAGUCCGCUCCGGCGUGCUGGGAGAGAACGACCACAUGGUGACGAUGCACGACGUUCUGGACGCUCAGUGGCAGUUUGAUCACAACAAAGACGAGACGUACCUGAGGAGAGUCAUCUUCCCUCUGGAGAAACUGCUGGUGUCCCACAAACGCCUCGUCAUGAAGGACAGCGCUGUGAACGCCAUCUGUUACGGGGCGAAGAUCAUGCUGCCCGGCGUCCUGCGCUACGAGGACGGCAUCGAGAUGAACCAGGACAUCGUCGUCAUAACAACCAAGGGAGAGGCCAUUUGCACAGCUGUUGCUCUGAUGACGACGGCAGUGAUCUCGACGUGUGAUCACGGCAUCGUGGCGAAGAUCAAGAGGGUGAUCAUGGAGAGAGACACAUAUCCUCGGAAGUGGGGGCUGGGCCCCAAGGCGAGUCAGAAGAAGAUGAUGAUUCAGAAAGGACUCCUGGACAAACACGGGAAGCCCAACGGCAGCACGCCGAGCGAAUGGAAGAAAGACUACGUAGACUACAGUGUCUCCAAGGCGACAGAGGAGUCAGCAGACACUUCAGCAAAGAGGAAGAGGGAGACAGUGGACAGCGACAGUGAUGCCCCGACACCCAGCACGCCGAGCGCUGAGGACGGGAAGAAGAAGAAGAAAAAGAAAGAGAAGAGGGCCAAACUAGAGGUGGAGCCUGAAGAGAUGGGGGCGGAGCCAGAGGAGAUGGGGGCGGAGCCAGAGACAGAGGUUGUUGAAAGUGCCAAGAAGAAAAAGAAGAAGAAGAAACAGAAAGAUGGCGACGCGUCGGAGUGAUCAACCAAUCGGUGAACAGGAAACUGGACGCAAAGCAUUCUGGGAGUUUUAUUAUAAUGGACUGCAUGAACGCAGAGAGAGAAGAGGACUGUUUUUGUUUUUUAUAUAUUUUAUUUUUUUCAGCUGUAAAUACCUAACAGGAAGUCUGUUUUUUCAAAAUAAAAGUCUGUUUUUC